This is a messenger RNA of Myripristis murdjan (pinecone soldierfish), 1482 nucleotides long. It is a transcript of the gene ilkap, whose product is annotated as integrin-linked kinase-associated serine/threonine phosphatase. The record is from RefSeq and is a predicted model, not a curated record. Bases 258 to 1352 code for a protein of 364 amino acids. Gene Ontology annotation, molecular function: protein serine/threonine phosphatase activity; cation binding. The transcript has 10 exons. Gene Ontology annotation, biological process: protein dephosphorylation. NCBI's taxonomy places the organism in Eukaryota, Metazoa, Chordata, Actinopteri, Holocentriformes, Holocentridae.
GUGAUUCUGCGAGCUUGUCGCGGGUGCAGAGAGUGUUAGUGGAGGCUGUAGCGACCAUUCUGUCUGGUUUGCAGUAAAUAAACGUAUUAAAUAAACGUAUUAAAGUGUAUGUCGGGUAGAUUUAAACUCUUUAUCAGACCCUCUGACAGCUCAGCCGGUUAAACCUGUUAGCUAGCCGUGUUAGCACAUUGCACUGCUAACAUUAUUACCGCCAGCUAACGGCAGUUAGCUCGGAAGCUAACCAUUGAUGCAGCAGGAUGGAUCUGUUCGCCGACCUGCCGGAGCCCUCGCAGCCCUGCGGUGCGGCCUCAGCAGCUGAGCCCCAGGCGAGUAGAGAGGAAGAGGAGGAGGAGGAGGAGGAGGAGGAAGGCAGGUUGAAAAGAAAGCGGGCAGACUCGACAGAUGGCCACAGUGCUGCCAAGGACAAGGAGGAGGAGGAGGAGCGGGGGGAGAUGAAGAAAGUUUGUAAAGAAGGUCUUCCUGUGCUGAGAGGCUACGUGGCGGCGCGGCGAGGGGAGCGAGAGGAGAUGCAGGACGCUCACGUCCUCCUGCCCGACAUGAGCAGCUGCCUGCCAGUGCUGCCAAAGCUAGUGUCUCGUGUUUCCUACUUCGCCGUGUUCGACGGUCACGGCGGCGCUCGGGCCUCUCGCUUCGCCGCCGAGCAUCUCCACCACACGCUCGCUGCCAAGUUCCCCAGCGGAGAACCAGACAAUCUGGACAAACUGCUCAAGAAAUGCCUGCUGGACACUUUCCGCCAGACGGACGAUGACUUCCUCAAGAAAGCCUCCAGCCAGAAGCCGGCGUGGAAGGACGGCUCUACGGCGACCUGCGUGCUGGUGGUGGACGACGUGGUGUACGUGGCCAACCUGGGAGACAGCAGGGCGGUGCUGUGUAGGAUGGAGGGGGGCGGGGCUGAGAGGCGGGCGGUGACUCUGGCUCUCAGUAAGGAGCACAACCCGACCAUCUACGAGGAGCGCAUGAGGAUCCAGAGAGCAGGAGGCACGGUCAGGGACGGCAGGGUGCUGGGUGUGCUCGAGGUGUCUCGCUCCAUUGGAGACGGUCAGUACAAACGCUGUGGAGUGAUUUCUACUCCUGACCUGAGGAGAUGCCAGCUGACCGCCAACGACAGGUUCAUCAUCCUGGCCUGUGAUGGUUUGUUCAAAGUGUUUUCUGCUGAUGAAGCUGUUAGAUUUGUCCUCAACAUCCUGCAGGAGGGUGCUGUUGAGAAGAAGGCGGGGCUAACAGAGGAGGAAGCGCGAUUCGAAGCCGCCUGCCAGCGAUUGGCCAAUGAAGCGGUGAGGCGGGGCUGUGCAGACAAUGUCACUGUGAUCCUGGUUUCUAUUGGCUACUAGACACACACACACACACACACACACACACACACACACACACACACAGCUACAGAUGAAUUCCCAAACCCUCCGCUCUGCUCGUCUGACUGUUUCUGUGUCAUGAUUUACAAAUAAAUGAUGUUUUCUUGAA